GGUGGGGAAAAAAAGAAACGUGUUUUCAAGAACGUCAAGAUGCCCCCCAAAACAAUGGAGCCCAUGGCCAAGAGGAUCUUCAAAGGGGUUCUCUUUCUGGAAGUUGUUGGUGUGUUCGCAGCUUACGGGCUCUUCUACAAAAUGAACACUAGCCGAGAUUUCAGAGGAACAAUGAGCAAACAUUUCCCCUCAGUUUUGGAAGUUUAUUACAAGUCCAACGAGUUGGCCGGGGUCUACGGCAUCAAAGAAGCAGAUCAGGAUGCUUGGUCCACCAAACAGCAAUAAAGGUUAAAUAUCUGAGACGGACGUCUUCAGUUCUUCCUGCCGGGAGUCUUUCUGCCCGGUUUUGCUUUCCCAAACUGUUUUUUCUUUUUAAACAUAGUCUUCUUCCUUCUGAGGGACUUGACAUCACGUCCUCGGAGCCAGUCAUCACGCUGAGCCUCCCAUUUCAACUGUUUGACACCUGAAGAGAGAAAAACAAAGACACGUCGAGUCAGGAGACGGAGACUGUUCAAUCCUGGUCAUGGAUUUCAGCUUCCACGAGAUGUGAAUUAAUAUUGAUGUAAAUAAAGACCUGGAACCUGGCUAGCAUCUAGCCACAAUAAUAUAUAAUCUGUGAUAUAGUC
Molecule: messenger RNA, 626 nt
Organism: Trichomycterus rosablanca
Lineage: Eukaryota; Metazoa; Chordata; Actinopteri; Siluriformes; Trichomycteridae
Product: protein CEBPZOS-like
Exons: 4
Coding region: 40-285 (81 amino acids)
Source: RefSeq, a predicted model, not a curated record